Molecule: messenger RNA, 811 nt
Organism: Moneuplotes crassus
Lineage: Eukaryota; Ciliophora; Spirotrichea; Euplotida; Euplotidae
Source: the annotation of a GenBank genome assembly
UCUGAAUCAAAAGCUGAAGAGAAAUUUGAUUUGAUAACACACAAAAGUUUAAUAGCAGAUGAAGCCAACAUUAACAAGAAGAUAUUUGAAGAUAUUGUUGACAAUUUCUGGGAGACUACAUUUUAGAGGCAGAAACACUCAGGUUGGUGAAGAAACUAAGCAAGUUAUAAGCCAAAAUAUUAUUAUCAAAUAUCGUUUGAAGUUGAUUAAAAAUAUUAAUCACAGGAGGAGUGAGGCUUUCUCAAAGUUCUUUUCCCAGCCAUUCACCAUCUAUGAAGAAUUAAAUAUUAUACAAACCUUUCAAAUUAAUUUCCCAUAUUUGAUGAGACUCUCAGAUAAAUUCAAUUACAGACUUUUGAGCAAAACCCUUUCAAGAGUCAGCAAAGAACUUCAUUUCAGAAGAUGUUCAAUCACGAAAAGGGAUAUCCAACAGCUAAUCAUGAUGUCGAGACAUUUAGAGCACAUCUGAUUUACAAAUUGAAGUGUUCCAGCCCAAACUUUUUCUGACACUUUUCUGAAUUACCAGCCUACAGAAUGAACAAAGCUGAAGGAAAUAUCUUUUGUAUUCCGCUCAUUAAGAAAUAACAUUGUGAGUCCUGAGUUUAUAUCAACUAUCAGGAGUAUCGUACAAGGAAUCUCGCACUCUAAUUUUAAACUGGAGCUGACGUUUGAACUUCCAAGUCUUAAAAGCGUAGAAGAUAUCGAGAAUGAAGACUUCAGGAUUAAGCCUAAUUCGUGGAAAGUCGAACAAUGGUCAACGAUAUUCACUAUUGAUUGCACUUAAUGAACUUCUUGAUUCAAUCGAGUCAGA